Molecule: messenger RNA, 531 nt
Organism: Caenorhabditis briggsae
Lineage: Eukaryota; Metazoa; Nematoda; Chromadorea; Rhabditida; Rhabditidae
Exons: 4
Coding region: 1-531 (176 amino acids)
Source: RefSeq, a predicted model, not a curated record
AUGAAUGUUGAAAUGGUAUUCAGUGGAAUUCAGUGGAGGGAAAAUGUGGGGGGGGGGGGGGAGAAGAAGAAGAUCGUUGUUCGAUACGGGUGUGAGAAAAAGGAAAACGGGAGAGAGUGGCUAGCACGAUCGUAUCGUUCGGGAACCAUCAAGGGAAAGUACGGAGAGCGAGAGAAAGCGAAUUGGGAAUUGGACAAUGUGAAAGUUCGAGAUGGGUCAGUCGAGGAUAAACGAUUUUUCAAUUCCUAUCAGAAUGUCCUUCUGAGAACAUCUCAUCAACUAUGCAAGAAUGGAAAGUCAGGGAAAGGAGAAGAAAAUGAAGAAAGCGAAAAGAGGACGGACAUCAACCAGACAAAAGGCGAAACGAGCGAAAGCGACGACGACUUCUUUUUAAUCGGAUCGAGGAGUUGCAUGCGUAAUUGCAAUCAUGUCCCGCGUCCUUUUCGUCUUCAUCGAUAUAUGUUUGGGUGUGCUUCAAGAUCCGGCUGUGAUGAUCCAAUCAAUGGGCGAUCAAAAGUUUGGCACCGAUAG